Molecule: messenger RNA, 2156 nt
Organism: Sclerotinia trifoliorum
Lineage: Eukaryota; Fungi; Ascomycota; Leotiomycetes; Helotiales; Sclerotiniaceae
Source: the annotation of a GenBank genome assembly
UGGUCGUCAACUUAGGGGCUAUUCAUAUGUUCUAUGAUAGCUUAUAUAUUGGUCCAUUUAUACCAAUAAUAGUCCUUUGUUGUACUUUCAAAUCUUGAUGAAUUCGUCGAAUCCCGACAAAGAAUGAGCGAUGGCACUCUACAUCCCUCUGGCCACGACAUAAACUGCUCUUUCAUGAACGUCGCAAUUAGUGCGUGCCACCAGCCAAAUUGGAUUAAGAUAUAUAGAGCGACAUAUAUCGCACCGUGAGCUCAAGGAACUCACAUUGUUCGAAGCCAAAAGCGUGCAACUGUUCAAAAUGGAUUCUGAAGCAUCCGCUACCAUGAUAGGCCUUGACGCUCAAAAUGAAAGAUACGUAAAAAAAAGCUAUGGAAUUGAUAAGCAUGAUUCUCGAGGAAAUGCAAAGAGAACUCGGGAGACAAUCUAUCAGAUGCCCAGUGAGUGUCACCACAGCCACACGCAACCUAUUUUCAAGGUUUCAAAUCGUGGAUUUGGCACCAUGUCUCCUUCUCCGCCACUAAUGACUUUCUGCAGACUGAGAAUGUCGACGUCCCUGAUGAGAAAGGAAAGGAUGAUGCUCGUGAAAGAUACAAACAGCUACAUAGCGAUUACAAGAUAAUGUCAGACCAGCUUGACGCAUUUGCCCGCGAGAAAGCUAAGGCGCCCUGGAGAAGAGGUCAAGGUCAAGGGGAAUUGGAAGUGGCCCGGGCACGAGCGAGAAUCCAAGAUCUAGAAGCAGAGGUCAAGGUCCUCCAAGCUCGGUGCGAUGACUAUCAAGCACAAGCUAGUCAGCUUGCUCAAGAUCUGCAAAUGUUGUAUAUUGAGAUCGAAGACGUUAGACAGAAAAAUAAGGCCUUACAAUCAGAGAUCGAUUCUAUAGAACAACGGUAUAGAAAAGCUAGUCAGCCUAUUCAAGAUCUGGAAAUGUUGAACAAAGAACUUAAUCAGAAAAACACGGUCUUACAAUCAGAAAUCGAUUCUAUAGAACAACGGUAUAGAAAAGCUAGUCAGCCUAUUCAAGAUCUGGAAAUGUUGAACGAAGAACUUAGCCAGAAAAACAAAGCCUUACGAUUGGAGAUCGAAGAUCUUAAAGAGAAUAAUGGUACCUUGCGAUGCGAGGUUAAUUCUCUAGAAGAAAAAUAUGCAAAUGCUAGACGGAUGGCUGCUCAGUUUCGCAUCAAAAUUGAAGAGUCUUUUGGAUUAGCGUCUCAUCGUAUAUUGAUCCCACACUACUAUGAGGAAAUAACCAGCAAGAUCUCUCAUCUCGUCUCAAAAUACUUAAAUACGGCCCCAAAAGAGAGACCAAAAGAACAAAAUCAACGACGCCAAAGAGACGUAUCCUUGAGUAAGAUUUGGGAUGAAAAUUUGAGUGAUCACGAAAAGGAGUCUAGAUGCAUGGCGGCCAUCUUCGAAUUCUUGAAUGACGAAAUACUUUUGAAGCCGGCAUUUGGUCUUGAAGAUGACGACGAAGAUGGGACCUUGGAAAGAGGGCUUGUUGAGUUUGAAACAAGAUUGCGAGCUUGUCCUGAAGGUAAUUACCAAAUGAAGUCAAGUGUAGCAUGGGAACCAUUACUGAUAUUAAAACGGCUUUAGACAGCAUUGAAUUUGCUCUCAAAAAUAAUUGGGUAAACCUCACUCUGGAGAGUGUAGAGAAGAUACGAAAGAAAGGUCCAGGGUCAAAACCGUAUUCUUUGGCGUCAGAUUUGGAAAAGUUCUUGAGACCUGUUUCGAAGCGCAUUGAUGGAAAUUUAAGCGGAGAAUUAUUGGAGCUGUGUAAAACAGCGUUCGAUCUCAACUGGUCGAUGAGAUCGGAAUAUCAAUUUGAAUUUCAAUUUUACUCUCUAGAACCAGGAACCGUACCGGAGGAGCUUCCAAAGGUUAAAACCCCGGGAACUGACGUGGAAGUUAACCCGCAGCCAAGAAUCUUGGAAUACCUGGCAGUUGAGAGAGGAUACCCGGAGCAUCUUACUAGAACUGUUGCUUACACGAUAUUUGGAGGAUUAUCAUGUAUUGUGACAAACAAGGAUGAAUAUAACCCUAUAAUGGUCCCAGCAAAAGUAUGUUUCAAAGUCGUAUAGAGUUCCCUGUGAACUACCUCUAAAAUAACCUUCAAAGUAUUGAAUAAUUUUUAGCAAAAUAAAAAAGGACCUUGACCU